AUGACAGUGCAGUUGUGCACAAAUUAUUGUGCCGAGCAUGGUUUUCCUUAUGCGGGAUUACAAUUUAGAUCCGAGUGUUAUUGUGGCGUGGCGUAUACCCAUUCUAAUUUUCAAAAACAAUCCUCAUGUUGUACAUGGUUGUGUAGUGGUAGUCGAAAUGAAACAUGCGGAGGAGAAUUAUGUAAUUCCGUUUAUCAAACAGAUUUAGCUGUAACCAGUAAAAAUUCUCAAUAUGUUAGUUUACCUUCAGCACUGCUAAGUGGUUCGACUUUUUCUCCAUCACCAUGUAAAAGUAAUCCUUGUCAUGCGGAUGGCAUUUGCAGUAGUACCGCCGUGAAUAAUGGAACAUACAUGUGUAAAUGUAAACAAGGCAGAAUAGGAUUGAAUUGUGAACACCUUGAUCCGUGCCGACUAUCGAAUACCUGUCAAAAUGGUCAAUGUUUAUCGUAUUUCAAUGGUUCAUUUGGAUGUUUGUGUCAAAACAAUUCUUGUUUGAACGGCGGUAUAUGUGAUGCGGGUCGAUUAACGACAUUAACUUGUAAUUGUCCGUCUCAGUUUUAUGGUGAACGAUGUGAGUUGAAAUGUGGAUGUCGACAUGGUGGUCGAUGUAUAAUUAAUCAAAACAGAACAAUAUGUCGAUGUGAUGAGUCGAGAUUCUAUGGUGAUAUGUGUGAAUUUAUUUCCCCAUGUGCUUCACAGCCAUGUUAUUUCGGGGGAACAUGUUUGAGAAAUGGAACGAACUUCUCAUGUAAAUGUCCACCAAACAAAAUUGGCUCACAAUGUGAGGGAAAUGAUCCAUGCCAACAAAAUCCGUGUGCUUUUAAUAGUACAUGCUACAGAGUAAACGAUAUUAGUUAUAAAUGCGUUUGUGAUCAAGUACAUACGGGAACGAAUUGUAAUGAAAUUGUUCCAAUGAUCAGCCGUUAUGGUGUAUUUCAUAGUGCGUGUGUUAAAAAUCAAGAUUGUAAUACAACAUUGGAUUUAAUUUGUUUCAAAGAAAAGCGGUGUGCAUGCGCUGAGGGUUACACAUGGACGAUUGAUAAACAGAAACCACAGACUGUUGGAAGGUGCGCUCGAGAUCGCUCAUCUCAAUGUUAUGACGGCUUUUGUUUGAAUGGUGGUAGUUGUUUUGUGACAGAUACAUCUGAACUUGAAUGUUCGUGUCCUCCUGGUUACACGGGCAAGUAUUGUGAUAUUACCAUCGGUCCCUGCUACUCAAACCCAUGCCCGUACGUCGAUAGUGUUUGUCUGAGCGUACAAGAUGGAUACAUUUGUUUGUGUAACGACAACCACUUAUUAGAACCGUAUUGUAAUGUCAGCAAAUAUUGUCCGGGUACAAUUUGUAACGGCAGAGGAAUAUGCUAUAACACAAUUGAACAAAAUUCAUAUUGUCGAUGUUUGGAACCAUAUUCUGGCGCACAUUGUACAUUAAUUGAUACUUGCGGUAGUAAUCCAUGUGAUCCGUCAGCAACAUGUAUUCCUAUGGAACUUGGUUCUUAUUGUGCAUGUCCCCCAAAUAGAACUGGUCCAUCGUGUGCUGAAUCGAUUAAUGUGCCACUAUGCACGUCAGAAACAUGUCUAAAUGGCGGAACAUGCACACAGUCACCAGUUGGUGGAUUUGUUUGCAAUUGUUUAGUCAACUAUACGGGAAAUCGGUGUGAAGAUGAGGCUAAAAUUGAAAUUCGUGAUCCAUGUGCAACGAAUCCGUGUCUUAAUGCUGGAACAUGUAUUCCAAAUCAAGUGGGCGGGUUUACAUGUAAUUGUUUAAAUGGAUUUACGGGAAAUAGGUGUGAUGAUAUAGAAGAGCCCGUCUACGUCUAUGAUCCAAAUUCUCGAACUCGUACACCUAUAACAACAAAUACUCUUGGUUCAAAAACAUCUCGACGAACAUAUCGAGAAUAUGCAAAUCCGGGCUUUGUUACUACGACUGAUCUAUUAAAAGAAUAA
Molecule: messenger RNA, 1947 nt
Organism: Didymodactylos carnosus
Lineage: Eukaryota; Metazoa; Rotifera; Eurotatoria; Philodinida; Philodinidae
Source: the annotation of a GenBank genome assembly